Protopterus annectens (West African lungfish) is the source of this 4582-nucleotide messenger RNA. It is a transcript of the gene ESRP1, whose product is annotated as epithelial splicing regulatory protein 1. The transcript has 15 exons. Gene Ontology annotation, biological process: regulation of RNA splicing. The coding region runs from base 143 to 2272 and encodes 709 amino acids. The record is from RefSeq and is a predicted model, not a curated record. Gene Ontology annotation, molecular function: mRNA binding. Lineage: Eukaryota; Metazoa; Chordata; Ceratodontiformes; Protopteridae. Gene Ontology annotation, cellular component: nucleoplasm; ribonucleoprotein complex.
ACAUCAGGGUGGUUGUGAGCAUUGGGUGACUUUCUCCCUGCACGUUUUAUUUUAGGGUGAGGUGAGGGUUCUUUAUCCAAGGGGAAGUUUAUUUUCUGUAUAGUUGGUGCUUUUAUUUCUUUCUGUCUUAAUCCUUGUUUUCAUGAUGACGGCGUCUCUGGACUAUCUGGUGAUUUUUUUUGGGACAACAGCCGGUGCCAAUGGGAAUAAUAAACUGGGAUCGGAUGAAAGCGAACUAGUUCAGCUGGUGUGGCAAGUCGUAGAUUUAAUUCACAACAAGGUGGGAAGCUUGCAUGAAGUAAUAGUAAGGCCUGACAAACUGGAACUGUCUGAGGAUUGCACUAAUGACACAGGCUUACAGCUGGAAGACCUAUCCCAAGCCCAACCCCUGGAAGUGGCUUUACAGCAGUUUAACCUGUUUGUUAGUAAUGAAUUGAAUACUGAACUGGGUGCUUCAUUCUGCCUAUGUACUGAUGGACAGCUCCACCUCCGACAAGUUCUGCACCCGGAAGCCUCUAACAAGAAUAUUGCUUUGUCCGAAGGCUUCUACUCCUUUUUUGAUCUAAGGAAAGAAUUUAAGAAAUGCUGCCCAGACUCUCCUGAUCUGAAGGAACUCUCUAUUGCAGAAAUGGCAGAUUACCUUGAUCUAGAAUGUGACAAGGGGAAUUGCAGAUAUGGAAUUUCAGAAGUCGGUACGAUGGGGGAUAUUAUUCUGAAACUUAUCUCACCACCUCACAGUCACGUGUUUUCUGAACCAGAGAGGGUGAAUUACAAAUUUGAAACUGGUACCUGCAGCAAGAUGGAGAUUAUUGAUGACAACAGUGUUGUUCGAGCAAGGGGACUACCUUGGCAGUCUUCAGACCAGGAUAUUGCCAGAUUCUUCAAGGGGCUUAACAUUGCAAAGGGUGGUGCUGCACUCUGCCUCAACGCACAGGGGAGAAGAAAUGGGGAAGCACUUGUUCGCUUCAUCAAUGAAGAACACAGAGACUUGGCACUACAACGGCAUAAACAUCACAUGGGCAACCGCUAUAUUGAGGUGUAUAAAGCAACUGGUGAAGAUUUUCUCAAAAUCGCUGGAGGUACUUCCAAUGAAGUUGCACAAUUUCUGUCUAAAGAGAACCAGGUAAUUAUUAGGAUGCGAGGCCUUCCGUUCAAUGCCACAGCAGAUGAAGUGUUGACUUUCUUUGGGGAACAGUGCCCUGUUACAGAUGGUAAAGAAGGAAUCCUUUUUGUAAAGUACCCUGACAGUCGGCCAACUGGCGAUGCUUUUGUUCUGUUUGCAUGUGAGGAGUAUGCACAGGACGCACUAAAGAAACACAAGAACAUGUUGGGGAAAAGGUACAUCGAACUGUUCCGGAGCACGGCAGCUGAAGUUCAGCAGGUACUGAACAGAUACUCGUCUGCUCCCCUCAUACCUGUGGCUCCACCUCCUAUUAUCCCUGUACUACCUCAGCCGUAUGUGCCCCCAAAUGUCCGAGAUUGUAUCCGCCUGCGAGGCCUUCCCUAUGCUGCUACUAUCGAAGACAUACUAGAGUUCCUUGGGGAAUUUUCUGCAGACAUCAGACCUCAUGGAGUCCACAUGGUAUUAAAUCACCAGGGGCGGCCUUCAGGUGAUGCCUUUAUCCAGAUGAAAACUGCAGAACGAGCUUUUCUAGCUGCACAGAAGUGUCAUAAAAAAACGAUGAAGGAUCGAUAUGUUGAAGUCUUCCAGUGUUCUGCGGAGGAGAUGAACUUUGUACUAAUGGGUGGGACUUUAAACCGAAAUGGCUUGUCCCCACCGCCAUGUAAGUUACCAUGUCUAUCUCCUCCCACUUAUACCUUUCCAGCUCCUGCGACAGUUAUUCCGGCAGAAGCUGCUUUAUAUCAGUCUCCAGUCCUUCUGAAUCCUAGAGCCCUCCAGCCACCGGUAGCUUACUAUCCAGCCAGUACUCAACUGUUCAUGAACUACACAGCCUACUGUCCCAGUCCCCCAGGUUCUCCAAACAAUCUCGGUUAUUUCCACACACCAGGUACCCCUGCAGUGAUCAACCCACAGCCAAGCACGAUGGUCAGAAUGCAGGGCUUAGCAUACAACACUGGGGUCAAGGAAGUCCUUAAUUUCUUCCAAGGCUAUCAGGUUUUGCCCGAGUCAGUAAUCAUGAAUAAUGCGAGUGGGCAGCCUACCAGUGAUGCCUUUAUCCUGUUCCCUACACUACAGUCUGCCAAACAAGUUGUGCAGGAGAAGAACCACCAUCCGUUGGGAAGUUCCUUUGUUGAUCUUUGCUUGUUGUAACUUGAGCACCCAGUGCAUUUCUUCCAGGAAAACAGAGGUCACACCGCCUGCUGAAUUCAUGUUACGAGUUAACAGGAAUAGUAUGGACAUAGACUUUUAGAAAUGUUUUAUAUAAAGUAGGCUUGGCAAGCCAAGCACAUUUAUGUUAUAUUGAAAUGAGUCUUUUCAUUGUUGUACAGUCAAAUAGCAGAUAUCGAAGAGCAUUUAUAGCUAUACAAGUCCGUUUUAAAAAUUGCUUCCAAUUUAGAGAGUUACUUGUAGGUAUUAUUUCUUACGUUUGACCUUUUCCUUAUUUUUUCUGAAAACCAUUCAUGUUUCUGAAUGCUUGGUCAACAAAGAAGACUUUUACCUUUGUACUGAUCAUGUGACAAAACAACUGCACUAUCUCGAUAUGUAAGUGGGCCACUUAUAAAAGUGCACUUUUUCUGCAGGUCACGUGGAUUAAACAAGUGCACUUGCCUAGAAAUGGAUGAAUUUUGUAAAUUGCAAACUGUAGCAACCUAUUUUACUGAUAAUCGAAGAGUGUAAAGUGUGAAAGUUACAGUCCUACAUGUAUAAAUGUUUUGGAAUGUAUAUAUUCUCUCUGUGAAAUGCCCUUCUGUCAUUCGAUGGUAUGAAUGUUUCUUUGUAUCCUUAUAAUUUUCUUCUUUGCAACAGUCCUAUAUGCAUAUUGCUGCAAUUUUAACAGAGCCAACUGUAGCAAAAGGUAAAUGUUCCAUAAUAACCCAAUUGUAUGGAUGAAAGGCUAAUCUUAAAACAGUCAUUUUUCCCUUUGUGUAUGUGUGUGCGUGCGAGUGUGCGUAUGUGUAUAUAUGUCUUACUUGCUUUAUUGCUUCUAAAUUAUGCCUUUUUGGCAGCAAUAGCUUUUGUAGUAUUAUGCAAAUUAUUUUUUUUUACUUUGAUAAGACUUCUAUACCUUUGCGUAAAGACGAUUGUGAUAAUUUUUUUCAUAUUGACAUGUUUACACACUUUGAAUGCUAUGCUUCUUUACACCUAGCUUUUUCCAGCCCAUCCUUUUUAAAAAGUAAGAAUCUUUGCCUAUAGGUGGUCUUGGAAGGCGCUUCAGUGUUAAUUGUUAGUGUCUGAAUCUGAGAAUGAUUUUCAGACUAAUUAAUACCACUGUGACUUAGUUUUGCGUACGCAAAUAUGACUAUGAAAUAUGUCUAUUUUAACACCUGGUCUUGCUUUCCAGUGGACUCCUGGGCAUGUGCCAAUAAGAAAAGCAUUAAGACUCAUAAAAAGGGGUUCUAAGCCAUGUGUAUUAUACUUGUUUUUUUAAUUUACAUUUUCUUAUGUAAACUACAGGUUACAUACAGGUAAAAUAAAAUUUAGGCCAAAACCGAUCAUAUCAUAAAGCAUGUUGGAAGCUGUUCCCUUCAGGUAUGCAUGCUGCAUUUUAAUGUAAAUCUGCCUUGUGCAAAUGGUCUUCUAUUCCCAUUUGGAAUCUAUCAUUCAGUGUAUGGCAACAGAAUCCAAAACUGAAGUUAAUUUGCAAAAUAUGAAAUGCUGAGCAUCAAAACCUCAGAAUCAUGGGCUGGAAAAUCAUACCUACGUGACAUACGAUUAAUUGCUGUAUGUUUUAAAAUAGCCAUAACAAAUACACUUAGUUUUUUUAUACUUUAGUGUUUAAGUUGUGCUAGCAUGUAAAGAAGCAGUCAUUGCAGUAGAUUGCAACAAAUGCAACAGACAAUAUUGUUACUGAUGAUCUUGUCUACAUUAUAUAGCACUAAGGUAUCUAGAAGUACUACGUAAUAUUAAUGUUGUUCAUAAGGAGUGCAAUACAUGUGAAAUGAUUAUAAUGUACUAGAUGAGUUAUAUAAAAUUAUGUUAUUCACUGCAAAGCAAAAGUAGCAGUUAAGUGAUUUUUUUGAUAUUAUCAGUACAGAAAUUUUUAUUUAGAACUAUAUUAAUGUCUGUCCGUAAUGUUUAUAACUCUGUUUUGUGUUUUUUGCAAUUCUUGGAGACUGCCCAGUAAUAAAUUUCAAAGCUUGAAAACCAAUCCAGACCGUUUGUUUGAAACUGGUCUGGGCUGGUUUCACAAUUCUAUUUAAAUUUAUCAAGAAAUAUAUUACAAUAAUUAAUUAACUAAUGCAUUAUUUGCGUUGAGGCAGAGAAAUACUAUUAAAAACUCAGCUCCGAGUUAUGCCUCCAAAAAAUAUUUCUGUUACUGUUGCCACAUCUGGCAUUGUUCAUAUUGGGUAAUCCUGAAAAUAUUAUCUAGACAAAAAAGUUGUUUCCCAGUAUAUCCAUUAGUCCCAAUGUUUGUUCUACCACAUUGUAUUUGUUAAUAAAAGAAUUAUUUAAAAGUCA